UUUACUCACCCUGCCAAAAAAAAAAAAAAAAAAAAGAGGAGGUCUGAGCUCAACGGCCGGUUCGAGCGUCAUCUGAUAUAGCGCGGGGUGUUCGCCCAAAUUCCUGCGGUUCCCUUCACCUGUUUUCAUACCGAAAGGGCCGUUCAAGGGUUCCUGGAUUUAUACCUUUUUACCCUUCUGGUCAACUCAUCCCUCUCACAACAUCAGCACGAGGAGCAAGCGGGAAAAGCAGAAGAGAUUGGAAACUUACCGGAAGCCAAAGGACCAUGGGUCCGACACACGACCACACCAUGAUCGCAAACCAAUCUCGAUGGGCAGUACUGAGGAAUGGCUCCUCUCGCCGGUCAAAAGUGCUCGUCGGCGCCUUGCUCAUUUUCCUAUUGUCCGCGAUCUUGGUACUGCAGCCACACUGGCACGUCGCCAGCUCCGGGCUACCAGUGCCUAGCUUACACCGACCUAUACCAGAGUCUACACCGAAGGCGCCGGCCGGGAGCGAUCGUGGCGAUAACGGGGCCGGCUCACGUACAGCUGUUUUGACCCCCGACGCUGAUGGGGUUCUGUUGUCUGCGGGAACGCCCAUUUUCACAUCCCCUAGCGGUCGUCAUGCUCUCGUUCUACAGGAUGAUGGCGAUCUGGUUCUCGAUAGGGUUGAUGACGACGGCAGCUCACAUGCCGUGUGGUGGACCGCGACAGGUGAUUUGCACAAGGGCGGGCGCACAGUCGUUCUUGAGAACAAAAAAGGUCAUGUUCGUAUCGUAUUAAACGCCAUGUUGAAGAACACUUGGACGACGGUUUGGCAUAGCGACCUCGAACCGGCCUGUAAGAAGACGAACGGAGGCGUCAUGGGACGUAGCGAGGACGACGAGUCGGAAACAAUCGCCAUGACGAAGAGAAGCUCUGGUCAACUUGAGCUGUCGGAUACAGGGAGACUCGCGAUUCCCGGGCUAUGCGAUUUGUACGUGCCACCGAGUGAGCGGGAAAAGGAGCGCAGCCUGGCUGUCAUCAUUGCCGGGUUGUACAGGACCAACCAUGUCACCUGCAAGACGCACAUGUCGGAACUCAUCGCCGACCACCCAGCUUUUUCAAGAAUCGACGUCUUCGCCUACAUGCUCUACGAGCCCGCCGACGUAGAUGUGUUCAACCGAACUAAGGAAUCCAUCGAAGCGAGCCUACGGGAGUGCUAUGGCUCACACUUGCGGUCGGUUGACGUUCUGCCUGUAAGCGAGAUAGAGGUAGAAUACCCCGGCGGCAAGGAGGCGAUGAUGGCGACGCCGUGUGGUAAGAGGCUGGGCAGAUUGAACAAUCAGCUGAAAACUGUAUCGCUGGCGGCGGAACGGUGGUGGGCUUGGAGUGUCGCCAACGGAUAUACCCACGAUACAGUACUGCGGAUUCGGCCGGAUACGUCGUUGUGGGCGAGACCUCAGUUCAAGACGCUGGAGGAGCUGGGUCCAAACACGCUCAUUCUGCCACACCCGCGAGGUGAACACUACUUCUACUGCGCCCGUAUGAGCGGACGCGUCGGCGUUGGACCAACCGAUCAAAUCGCGUACGGAAGCGCCGCGGCCAUGGGCCAUUGGCUGUACAUGUACGAUCGGUUCCAACAGAUGGUCGACCUUGCAGCGAAUCCCUCUCGACCGGCGCUCCGUGACUUCUCCGGAUGCGAGGUUAUGCCAUCAGGACCCUUGGCAAGCGACUGCCCAACGCCGGCGCCUUGCUCAAUUGAGUGUCUUGUAGCCUGGUUUCUCGAGGCCCGCGGUGUGGACUUCCACAUCGAGUGGGGAUGGGAGCAGAACCCUCUGAGGUGGAAGGAUAUUGGCCAGCUUGGCGCAGAGGAAGAGAGGCUGGCCGAUCACGACGAUGAGGACGAUGGGAUGACGUGGGGGUAAGAGGGUUUGGAGGUGAGACAGUAGGAGAGGUGGUUCAUUUUCCUAUGUUGUUUGUUUUGGAAAGCGUGGUGUUUGGGUGAUUUGUGAAGCCCUUGAAUUCAAGUGCCAGGUUCGAAAUGUGUAAGCGAAGGAAGGAGUGACGGAUGGUUGUGCAUGUGACUUGCAUUGGGUAUUUCUUCGCUUGAAGAAUCGAAAAGAACAACAUGAAAGCGGGAGAACCCGCGAUAGCAUAAGAAAAGGCUCAUAAAGGGCACAGCUCAAGCCAAAAAAAUGAAACAAGUUGAAAAGAAG
Molecule: messenger RNA, 2177 nt
Organism: Colletotrichum phormii
Lineage: Eukaryota; Fungi; Ascomycota; Sordariomycetes; Glomerellales; Glomerellaceae
Exons: 2
Coding region: 267-1886 (539 amino acids)
Source: RefSeq, a predicted model, not a curated record